This is a messenger RNA of Pisolithus orientalis, 3093 nucleotides long. RefSeq names its product SacI homology domain-containing protein. NCBI's taxonomy places the organism in Eukaryota, Fungi, Basidiomycota, Agaricomycetes, Boletales, Pisolithaceae. The coding region runs from base 4 to 2931 and encodes 975 amino acids. Gene Ontology annotation, biological process: phosphatidylinositol dephosphorylation. Gene Ontology annotation, cellular component: endoplasmic reticulum. Gene Ontology annotation, molecular function: phosphatidylinositol-4-phosphate phosphatase activity. The transcript has 20 exons. The record is from RefSeq and is a predicted model, not a curated record.
CCGAUGUCUCAUUUACAUCCCUACGAGCGUAUCACAGUAACCAUUAGCGAUGAUGGUUUGCUCGUGCGUCCACACGAUCCUGAUCCUCACGGUUCUCCAUCUUGUACGCGUGUGUCCUGGAACAAAACUCCCAAAGUCGAACAACUGCCGAACGGUGGGGAGAAUCUAGCUGCAGACUGGUCAGCUAGUGUCGUCAUCUAUGGAAUAAUUGGCAUACUAGAUCUUUUCAAUGCUUCAUACCUGUUGGUUAUAACUGCCAGGCGGCCUGUCGGCAGUCUCCUUGAAGAGACUCACAUCAUAUACGGUGUGAAGGAUGUAUCUGCAAUUCCCUUGGUGAAGGGUCGUGCUCAGCAAGCUUUGACUAACAUAGCAGCUCGCACCACCUCUCUUCGAGAACCAUCCCGGGAUGGCAUCUACCUAUCUAGUGCGGGCGAAUGUGCACACGAGCGACGCUCCUACAGCUCUCAAAGUGAUCUUGUGGAGGGGGAGGGCACACGAGUUGUGGUCCCUACCUCCGAUCUGGAACAAGCACAAGCCACACCAUUUUCCCCAUCUAGAACUUUGACUCCGACUUCUUCUGAGUCUGUCGCAGUUCUCAACAGAAUGGUCUUGUGGACUCGUCUAGCCGGACGCGACUCAGCGACUUCGGUUGAGGGACCCUCUGGUACAUGUAAUCCAACUGCAGUGAAUGCGGAAAAGAAUGACAAGGCAGUCUGCACAGUCCCACGUGCGAAACCUUUAGAGUCGAAAGAAGAGCAGCAUACCGAACUGGAGGACCGAGUAGUCCGUGAAUGUAUUCGCGAGUAUACCAAGGGCUGUAUGUUCUUUUCGUACCGCUGUGAUCUGACGAGGUCGCUUCAGCGCAAACACGAGCAAUCCCUGAAGUGUGCUACGCAGGACAAGCUAUUGGCAAAACUCAAUGCCCUCCCACAAGACCGUCCUGUAGAUCGCUCGGAAUGCAGUACAAACCCUUUAACAUCGGCGCUUCCUCUGUGGAGACGAGUCGAUCGGCAGUUCUGGUGGAAUGAAUACCUCUCCAAACCGUUCACUGAUACCGGCUUGCACUCCUACGUAUUGCCAAUCAUACAGGGAUACUUCCAGGUAGCAAAUUUUCAUUUGCCUGUGAACCCCCAGGACCCAAAUGACUAUUCGAUUUCACCCGUGGAUUAUAUCAUAGCAUCUCGGCGUUCCAGACGCCGAGCUGGGCUCCGUUAUCAGCGGAGAGGUGUAGAUGAUGAAGCUUUCGUCGCUAACUUCGUUGAAACGGAAGCCAUAGUCAAAGUUCAGAGAGACGGCAGUUCCAACGUUUUCAGCUUCGUUCAGAUCCGUGGCUCAAUCCCCCUAUUCUGGAAACAAUUUGGUUAUGGCCUGAAACCUCCACCUGUUCUAGCACCCGAGAGAACCUCAGAGCAGAAUAUGGAUGCCAUGAAACGUCAUUUUCAGAGCACGAUUUCUGUGUACGGACCCCACAUGAUUGUCAACCUUGCCGAACAAAACGGGAAGGAGGGAACAUUGUGCGGGGCUUAUAAGGCCUACGUAAAUCAACUGAAUAGAAAUAGCGUUAGCUACUGUGAAUUUGACUUUCACCAUGAGACCAGAGGGAUGAAGUACGAACGACUAUCGACCCUGGUUGAUCGCCUAGAACGGACGUUUGAAAGUCAAGGGUACUUCUGGCUUUCUGAUGACAUGCUACUUUCGGAGCAGAAAGGAGUGUUCCGAGUGAAUUGUAUUGAUUGUUUGGACCGAACCAAUGUUGUACAGUCUACAUUCGCCCGACACGUGCUAGAGAUGCAACUGGGUGCCGUAGGCCUUAUCAUCCCGACACAAGGGGGAAAAUCAGAAGUUGACGUUAUCUUUAAUAACGUAUGGGCGAACAACGGGGAUGCCAUAAGUCGUGCCUAUUCGGGCACGUCAGCUCUCAAGGGCGAUUUUACGAGAACCGGAAAGAGAGACAUCGGAGGUCUUCUAAAUGAUGGCGUUAACUCUCUCACGAGAUUAUAUAGCUCCACGUUUAGUGACUGGUUCUGUCAGGCUGUGAUAGAUUUCAUGCUUGGACACAGAACCCUCUCCGUUUUCACCGAAUUUCUACUGAAGCUGCAAUCCACAGACCCAGGAGAGCUUAUGCGUCUGUCAAGGAUUCGUGCGGAUGCUAUUGCAACAUCGGUUUCCCUUCUCCUGGAAGAAGGCGAGACGUUAUUUUCUGGAUGGACCGUUUUCUCGCCAGGAGCGCUAAGUGUCAAACUCAGUAACAGAUUCGAGGAGAAAGUGUUAUUACUGAGUGCUCGUGCUCUCUAUAUCGUUAGCUAUGAUUAUGCGCUGGACAAAGUCAAGCUACAUACUCGGGUGCCACUUGAAAUGAUUGUCCGGGUUGCGAAAGGGGCAUAUAUCAUCUCUUCACUUGAAGAAGGAAGUCGUGAUCCUAUUCAGAACGCUGGUUUCAUGGUAUCUUGGCUCAGUGCGGACCAAUGUAGCUCGCAGAAAAUGACAUCCCCAUAUAUGCUCAGCCCAACCCAGCUACCGUCAUUAGAGAGUAGUCAAAGGACAAGUGUCAUACGACGUGUGUGCUCUGCCCUCAAAAACAACGCGCCCAAAUCGAAUGCAGCAUUAACAAAUCCGCCACGUUCUCGCGUAGUUGGGGAUGUCUUUGCCGCGUUCAAGGUUCUGCCGAUCGACCCCACCCGUAUCGAGGGAGAGUCCACCAUGACAUAUGGUGAGCUUACGGAUGACCUUGCCGGUGCCACUACAUGCAAGGAAGUAGUCGACUUGAUGGUCGACGCCAUCAGGAGGGCUUGUUGCAAGGUUGGUGCUGGAUCACACGAGGACUUCGUCAUCGAAGAGGACGUGGUGAGUUUAGAGGAUGCGAAAAGAGCAACUAGUAUGUAUUCUAAAAUGGAGUACGGCAUGAAGAGGUUGCUAUGGCUCGGAGGUUAACGUUGGGCAUGGGGGUGCUUGGUAUUCCACUAUUGUCCGCAUCUUACAUGAAAAAAGGUCGAUAUUAUGAAAGAAGUGCUUGUGCAUCGGUUCGAUGAAAUGACGGUAUAUAUCCUAGAGGUUGUGAGUACAAAAAAACGCAAAUAGUCCCAAGAUAAAUGC